GAGGGUAAAAGCGUACCCGGGGGGCAGCGCCACAUCUGGCAGGGAUUUGGGGGUUAAAAUCCAGUGUCCGCUGCAAUCAACAAUGGCAAAUGAACCGGUGAUUCUGAAUGUUUAUGACAUGGAAAAUAAUCUGGCUGAUGUGCUCAGUGUAGAGCAGUCAUGUCCCGAGAUCUCCUAAGGACUGUGCCAAAGUGCCGGCAGGUGUUUGCUGCAUGUUCAGCAUAGCCUUGAGACAGCUUCUGCAGCUCUCUGGAGACAGGGAUGAGUACUGGAUAAAUGAAUACACCUCUACCUUGGGGAUUGGAGUCUUCCACUCCGGCAUCGAGAUCUACGGCAGAGAAUUUGCGUAUGGAGGGCAUCCUUAUCCUUUCAGUGGGAUUUUCGAGAUCACACCUGGCAGUGCGGUAGAGCUUGGCGAGACCUUUAAGUUCAAAGAGUCCGUUGCUUUGGGCACCACUGAUUUCACAGAAGAGGAUGUGGAUAAGAUUAUGGAGGAGCUGGGCAAGGAGUACAAGGGCAAUGCGUACCAUCUCAUGCACAAGAACUGCAAUCACUUCUCCACUGCUCUGGCAGAGAUCCUGUGUGGGAAGGAGAUCCCCCGUUGGGUGAAUCGCCUAGCCUACUUCAGCUCGUGCAUCCCUUUCCUCCAAAGUUGCCUCCCCAGGGAGUGGCUGACCCCAGCAGCCCUGCAGACCCACAUCAACCUCGGCCUCCACAAGGAAGAGCAGGGAGACACGACAGAUGAGGAGUCCCCAUCCACUUCUGCCGCUCCCUCAGCCUCAGGCACCUCGCGAACCUGUAGGCAUACCCGGGUCUAAGCUGUGCCCAACAUGCUCCCUUCUCUCGCUCUCUGGGUUUCUUCUAUUUCUUUCUCAUUUCGUCUCUUACAGCAGCUUUCUUUCUCCCUCUUUUCUUCGCCCACGAACAUUGAGGGAAACCCCCUUUAAUGAGAAGACGAGCUCUUGAUCCUUCUCGAAGGGUUGUCACUACUGUUGCUUGGCAAAAUGAUGCUGAACUAUAGCAUUGUGCUGACAAGUGUGGUGGCUAACCUGGAUUCUCCUCUCAAGGCCCUCUGUGCUCCUUGAUUCACAGAGAACUGUUGACUUUCUGGGCACGAGAGCAUGGGACUAGAGGGGAACCAUACCGGGAAGUUCCUUGGCUGGAACUGUUUUUAUUCUUUUAUCUCCCCCUCUCUCUACUCUCCAGUUCUGUCAAGGCUGCCCCCCACCUACAGCAUACCUCCUGGACAUUCCAAAUGAAGGAAGCAGAACCUCAGUUUGACUUUCUCAUCUCUAAGACCAGCAACAAGCUCCUACCUAUCCUCUUUUUUGUAAUUACCAGGUUUCUAAAUCAUUCGAAGGACAAGUGAAAGGUAUUGCUGUUGUUUGAGCACCAGUUUUCUGUGUUAGAAUUUAAGAGAUUAGAGGACUGCCCCCCCCCCACAACAAUACCACAAUUACCUAGAAAACAAAUGUAUAAUGGUGGUUUUUAUUUGGUUACAACAGGGGGCGGGGGUUACUGCUUGGGGGUAACUACUAAGUAGAUGCAAAGGUGGCCUUUGAUGGAUUGGUUCUCUUAGUUUCCCAACCCAAGUCACCAGUUUCACAUCCCUGGUUUACUAUUUCCCUUCCUUUUCAGUGGGGUGUUAAAUCUGUCUUCUGGCUGGCUAGCCUGCUGCCUCUGGCAACCUGUGUUUUGUGGAGGGACUUCUGGAGUGAGAGGAUGGUGAGAGGGAAUCCCUUGGGCAGACUGCUAUUUCCUGCAGUCUUUCUUCACAGAACCAAACAUAUGGGUCCCUUGGCAGCCAUCUACCCAGUCUACAUUUAAAGCCAAGCCAGGAAGGCGAAAACUAUCUAGACAGAGAAUAAACCAGAAGAAUUGACAUUUGUUCCCCUGCCUCAGAGGCUGUUUUGGGAUGGAGAGGGCAGCUUGGAAUCCUGUCAGGAAGCAGAGGUUGCUGCCCCCUGUACAUCCCCAUGGCAUCUUUUGUUACAUAACACUCUCUUUAUUUCAGUCAUUUGCAAUAGAACAGGGGCAAGGCUGGUUGACCAACCACCCCAGCAUUGGUUCAUAGAUGUAUUAUGCCCAUGAUGAUGGUUUCUAUGCUGGGGGGCAGGUGGAGAAGGGAGCAGGUAUGCCAAUUCCAUUAUUCAGUCACCUAGCCAGGAAUUAUGUUCAGUGACUACACCAGCAUGGGAAGGGAAAAUCUAGGUCCCUCUUCCCCCACCAUGCAGCUAUGCAGAAGAGGAAGACAAAAGAGCCUGAGGAUGCAUGUGUAAUGUAUUGAUUUAGGGCCUGAUUCUUGGAAGCGCUGCGCUCCAGCUGAAGGCAGGAGGAGCUAUCGGUGCUCAGUGCCUCUGAAAAUCAGGCUCUUAGAGUGAAUAAUCCUGUCUCCAGCAACAGUGAGAAUAACAGACUGCUAAUUACAAGCAGCUAAGCAAGCUACUCCAUUAGCUCAAGUUUACAGAAAUUGUGGGCCUGGUAUUGAAAGUCCUGGGUUUGAUCCCCACUGAUAUGCCUGGUGUCUGUACAUACGUGGUCUCAGUUUGUUACGUGUGUGUGUAUCCAGCACUCUAUUAUCCUGGGUUCCCGGUAUAGUUGCAUAGAGCCAGCAUCACAUUCUCUAUUACCCUGGUUUGUUCCGCGGUGAUUUACUACGAUCAGCAUCAUAUUCUCCAUUAUUCUGAAGUUGCCAGAGCUGCUGCCCAGACACAACAUUACACAAUACAGUACUGCGCACUCAGUUGUCCUGCAGUGACUCGUGUCACUGCCUAAACCAGUCAUGCAAUCUCCAUUUUUCUGAAGUUCCCAGGAUCUCUGCCAAAAAACAGCAUUAUGACCGCAGGUAUGUGCAGUGACUGGAAGGAACUGAGUGGAGGUCUCCCGGAGCUUUCAUUUGGCGAGGGAACAUUGCAGUCAGAUUAAGAGGUAAUGGCAAAUAGUCCCUGAUUGACUGCCAUCCAUCCAUCACCCCAACCUGCUAUCUUGCAUCUGAUCUCAUAUGAAGUGUCACAUUGGAAGUCCCAGGUGGAAUCAGGGCACCAGUGACAUACCUUUCCUAAGGGAACUGCUUUGUCUAAGGAUAUGUUUACACUACGAAAUUAGGUUGAAUGUAUAGAAGUCGGUUUUGUAGAAAGCGGUUUUAUACAGUCGAUUGUGUGUGUCCCCACACAAAUGCUCUAAGUGCAUGUAGGCGGCGGAGUGUGUCCACAGUACCGAGGCAACCGUCGACUUCCGGAGCGUUGCACUGUGGGUAGCUAUCCCGCAGUCUCCGCCGCCCAUUUGAAUUCUGGCUAGAAAUCCCAGUGCCCGAUGGGGCUAAAACAUUGUCGCGGGUGAUUCUGGGUACAUAUAGUCAGGCCCCCCUUCCCUCCCUCCUUCCAUGAAAGCAAGGGCAGACAAUCGUUUUGUGCCUUUUUUCUUGAGUUACCUGUGCAGAUGCCAUACCACGGCAAGCAUGGAGCCCGCUCAGCUAACCAUCACCAUAUGUCUCCUGGGUGCUGGCAGACCUGGUACUGCCUUGCUACACAGCAGCAGUUUGUUGCCUUUUGGCAGCAGACAGUGCAGUAUGACUGGUAGCCAUCGUCGACGUAGUCCUGGAUGCUCUUUUAACCGACCUCGCUGAGGUCAGGGGCGCCUGGGCAAAUAUGGGAGUGUCUCAGCCGGGUCAUUUCCCUUUUAAGUUUCAUCUCAUGGUGAUUGAGUCCUACUGGCAGUGCACUGUCUUUUAAUCAGCAGCCAGCAGAAGUUGAUGGCCAGUAGUCAUACUGCACCAUCUUCUGCCGAGCACCCAGGAGAUGACAAUGGCUAGCGGUCGUACUGCACAGUCUGCUGCCAGCAAGAUGUAUAAAGAUAGAUGAAGUGGCUCAAAACAAGAAAUAGACCAGAUUUGUUUUGUAUUCAUUUUCUCCUCCCUCCCUCCGUGAAAUCAACAGCCUGCUAAACCCAGUUUUGAGUUCUAUCCUUGAGGUUUUGAGUUCUAUCCUUGAAGGGGCCAUUCAGUUUCUCGCAAAGCCACCCCCUUUGUUGAUUUAGUUCCCUGUAAGCCAACCCUGUAAGCCAUGUCGUCAGUCGCCCCUCCCUCCAUCAGGGCAACGGCAGACAAUUGUUCCGCGCCUUUUUUCUGUGCAGACGCCAUACCACGGCAAGCAUGGAAACCGCUCAGAUCACUUUGGCAAUUAGGAGCACAUUAAACACCACACGCAUUAUCCAGCAAUAUAUGCAGCACCAGAACCUGGCAAAGUGAAACCGGGUGAGUAGGCAACGUCAGCGCGGUGACAAAGAGUGAUGAGGACAUGGACACAGACUUCUCUCAAAGCACGGGCCCUGGCAAUGUGGGCAUCAAGGUGCUAAUGGGGCAGGUUCAUGCGGUGGAACGCCAAUUCUGGGCUUGGGAAACGAGCACAGACUGGUGGGACCGCAUAGUGUUGCAGGUCUGGGACGAUUCCCAGUGGCUGCGAAACUUUUGCUUGCGUAAGGGCACUUUCAUGGAACUUUGUGACUUGCUUUCCCCUGCCCUGAGGCGCAAGAAUACCAAGAUGAGAGCAGCCCUCACAGUUGAGAAGCGAGUGGCAAUAACCCUGUGGAAGCUUGCAACGCCAGACAGCUACUGGUCAGUUGGGAAUCAAUUUGGAGUGGGCAAAUCUACUGUGGGGGCUGCUGUGAUGCAAGUAGCCAACGCAAUCAAAGAUCUGCUGAUAUCAAGGGUAACGACCCUGGGAAAUGUGUAGGUCAUAGUGGAUGGCUUUGCUGCAAUGGGAUUCCCUAACUGUGGUGGGGCCAUAGACGGAACCCAUAUCCCUAUCUUGGCACCGGAGCACCAAGCCGGCGAGUACAUAAACCGCAAGGGGUACUUUUCAAUAGUGCUGCAAGCACUGGUGGAUCACAAGGGACGUUUCACCAACAUCAACGUGGGAUGGCCGGGAAAGGUAUAUGACGCUCGCAUCUUCAGGAACUCUGGUCUGUUUCAAAAGCUGCAGGAGGGGACUUUAUUCCCAGACCAGAAAAUAACCAUUGGGAAUGUUGAAAAGCCUAUAGUUAUCCUUGGGAACCCAGCCUACCCCUUAAUGCCAUGGCUCAUGAAGCCAUACGCAAGCAGCCUGGACAGUAGUCAGGAGCUGUUCAACUACAGGCUGAGCAAGUGCAGAAUGGUGGUAGAAUGUGCAUUUGGACGUUUAAAAAUGCGCUGGCGCAGUUUACUGACUCGGUUAGACCUCAGCGAAACCAGUAUUCCCACUGUUAUUACUGCUUGCUGUGUGCUCCACAAUAUCUGUGAGAGUAAAGGGGAGACGUUUAUGGCGGGGUGAGAGGUUGAGGCAAAUCGCUUGGCUGCUGGUUACGCACAGCCAGACACCAGGGCAAUUAGAGGAGCACAGGAGGGUGCUGUGCGCAUCAGAGAAGCCUUGAAAACCAGUUUCAUGACUGGCCAGGCUACGGUGUGAAAGUUCUGUUUGUUUCUCCUUGAUGAAACCCCCCGCCCCUUGGUUCACUCUACUUCCCUGUAAGCUAACCACCCUCCCGUCCUCCCUUCAAUCACCGCUCGCAGGGGCAAUAAAGUCAUUGUUGCUUUACAUUCAUGCGUUCUUUAUUAAUUCAUCACACAAAUAGGGGGAUAACUACCAAGGUAGCCCAGUAGGAGUGGUGGAGGAGGGAAGGACAAGGCCACACAGCACUUUAAAAGUUUAAAACUUUAAAACUUAUUGAAUGCCAGCCUUCUGUUGCUUGGGCAAUCUUCUGGGGUGGAGUGGCUGGGUGGCCGGAGGCCCCCACACCGCAUUCUUGGGCGUCUGGGUGAGGAGGCUAUGGAACUUGGGGAGGAGGGCAGUUGGUUACACAGGGCCUGUAGCGGUAGUCUGUGCUCCAGCUGCCUUUCCUGCAGCUCAACCAUAUGGUGGAGCAUAUUAGUUUGAUCCUCCAGCAGCCUCAGCAUUGAAUCCUGCCUCCUCUCAUCACGCUGCCGCCACCUUUUAGCUUCAGCCCUCCACCUCUCCUCCCGGUCAUUUUGUGCUUUCCUGCACUCUGACAUUAUUUGCCUCCACGCAUUCGUCUGUGCUCGGUCAGUGUGGGAGGACAGCAUGAGCUCAGAGAACAUUUCAUCGCGAGUGCAUUUUUUUUCGCCUUUUGAUCUUCGCUAGCCUCUGGGAAGGAGACGAUCCUGUGAUCCUUGAAACACAUGCAGCUGGUGGAGAAAAAAAAAAGGGACAGUGGUAUUUAAAAAGACACAUUUUAUAUAACAAUGGGUACACUCUUUCAGGGUAAACCUUGCUGUUAACAUUACAUACACAGCACAUGUGCUUUCGUUCCAAGGUCACAUUUUGCCUCCCCCCACCACGUGGCUAGCCCCUCCUCCCACCCACCUCCCCGUGGCUAACAGCGGGGAACAUUUCUGUUCAGCCACAGGCAAACAGCCCAGCAGAAAUGCACCCUAUUUCAACCAGGUGACUAUGAAUGAUAUCACUCUCCUGAGGAUAACACAGAGAGAUAAAGAACGGAUGUUGUUUGAACGCCAGCAAACCUACACUGCAAUGCUUUGUUCUACAAUGAUUCCCAAGUAUGUGCUACUGGCCUGGAGUGGUAAAGUGUCCUACCACGGUGGAUGGAAUAAGGCUGCCCUCCCCAGAAACUCUUUGCAAAGGUUUUGAGAGUACAUCCAGGAGAGCCGCGAAUGCCAGGGCAAAUUAAUCAUUAAACAUGCUUGCUUUUAAACCAUGUAUAGUAUUUUAAAAGGUACACUCACCAGAGGUCCCUUCUCCACCUGGCGGGUCCAGGAGGCAGCCUUGGGUGGGUUCGGGGGGUACUGGCUCCAGGUGCAGGGUAAGAAACAGUUCCUGGCUGUCGGGAAAACCGGUUUCUCCGCUUGCUUGCUGUGAGCUAUCUACAACCUCAUCAUCAUCAUCUUCCACAUCCCCAAAACCUGCUUCCGUGUUGCCUCCAUCUCCAUUGAAGGAGUCAGACAAUAUGGCUGGGGUAGUGGUGGCUGACCCCCCUAAAAUGGCAUGCAGCUCAUCAUAGAAGCGGCAUGUUUUGGGCUCUGAUCCGGAGCGGCCGUUCGCCUCUCUGGUUUUCUGGUAAGCUUGCCUCAGCUACUUAAGUUUCACACGGCACUGCUUCGGGUCCCUAUUAUGGCCUCUGUCCUUCAUGCCCUGGGAGAUGUUUUGGCAUGUUGAAAACUGGAACGGAGUUCUGACAGCACGGAUUCCUCUCCCUAUACAGCGAUCAGAUCCCGUACCUCCCGUUCGGUCCAUGCUGGAGCUCUUUUGCGAUUCUGGGACUCCAUCAUGGUCAUCUCUGCUGAUGAGCUCUGCAUGGUCACCUGCAGCUUGCCAUGCUGGCCAAAUAGGAAAUUGAAAUUCAAAAGUUCGCGGGCCUUCUUCUGUCUACCUGGCCAGUGCAUCUGAGUUGAGUGCUGUCCAGAGCGGUCACAAUGGAGCACUCUGGGAUAGCUCACAGAGGCCAAUACUGUCUAAUUGCAUCCACAGUACCCCAAAUUCGAACCAGCAAGGCCGAUUUCAGCGCUAAUCCCCUUGUCGCGGGUGGAGUAAGGAAAUCGAUUUUAAGAGCUCUUUAAGUCGAAAAAAAGGGCUUCGUCGUGUGGACGGGUGCAGGGUUAAAUCGAUAUAACGCUGCUAAAUUCAACCUCAACUCCUAGUGUAGACAAGGGCUAAAUGUUUUACUAAACAGCAUACAUAACUAGGUUUAUUUUAAUCCAGGCAAGCUGCAUUCUUCCUCCAUUCAAGCCUUUGGGGAGAGGAGACAUUCUUGAGGUUGCAGGACACUCCUUUGGUGCAAGCUGUCAGCACUAUCAAAAGAUUUUAAAAAAUUGCAACGGGGACAAGAAGCUGGAAGAGAAUCAAACCAUCACUGUGGCUAAUUCAUAGCUCAGAAUGUGUUCUAGUCCUCAAGACUGCUGCUUACCUCCCUACCCUGGCCAAGCUACCUGACCAACGGUGACCAGAAUAAAGAAAGCGACACUGUGGAAAUAAAAAGUAUAAUAACAAUAUUGUUACCUGUGUAAUUAACCACAUUUUAAUGAUUAAAAUGGAGUUUUUAAAAUCUAA
Messenger RNA from Caretta caretta (loggerhead turtle), 8057 nucleotides. Its product is annotated as deubiquitinase DESI2. Gene Ontology annotation, molecular function: deubiquitinase activity. NCBI's taxonomy places the organism in Eukaryota, Metazoa, Chordata, Testudines, Cheloniidae. Gene Ontology annotation, biological process: protein deubiquitination. The record is from RefSeq and is a predicted model, not a curated record.